UGUGUGCGCGUGUGCACGCGCGUGUGCAGGGCCGGGGGCGGGCUCCGGCCCCGCUCCCUCCUCCCGCCCGCGCCCCGCGCUCCGUCGCCAACUCGGGGCCCCGGCGCGGCGGGCGGCGGGCAGCAUGCUGAGCCUCCUCGUCUGGAUCCUCACUCUCUCCGACACUUUCUCCCAAGGGACCCAGACCCGCUUCAGCCAGGAGCCAGCUGACCAGACGGUGGUGGCAGGACAGCGGGCCGUGCUCCCCUGUGUGCUGCUCAACUACUCUGGCAUCGUGCAAUGGACCAAGGAUGGGCUGGCGCUGGGCAUGGGCCAGGGCCUCAAAGCCUGGCCACGGUACCGGGUCGUGGGCUCUGCGGAUGCCGGGCAGUACAACCUGGAGAUCACGGACGCCGAGCUGUCUGACGACGCCUCCUACGAGUGCCAGGCCACAGAGGCCGCCCUGCGCUCGCGGCGGGCCAAGCUCACCGUGCUCAUCCCCCCAGAGGACACCAGGAUCGAUGGCGGCCCUGUGAUACUGCUGCAAGCCGGUACCCCCCACAACCUCACGUGCCGAGCCUUCAACGCCAAGCCGGCCGCCACCAUCAUCUGGUUCCGGGACGGGACACAGCAAGAGGGCGCUGUGGCCAGCACGGAACUGCUGAAGGAUGGGAAGAGGGAGACCACCAUCAGCCGGCUGCUCAUUAACCCCACAGACCUGGACAUCGGGCGCGUCUUCACCUGCCGCAGCGUGAACGAGGCCACCCCCACCGGCAAGGAGACUUCCAUCGAGCUCGACGUGCACCACCCUCCCACGGUGACCCUGUCUAUUGAGCCGCAGACGGUACAGGAGGGGGAGCGCGUCAUCUUCACCUGCCAGGCCACAGCCAACCCUGAGAUUCUGGGCUACAGGUGGGCCAAGGGCGGCUUCUUGAUUGAAGACGCCCACGAGAGUCGCUAUGAGACGAACGUCGACUAUUCCUUCUUCACGGAGCCUGUGUCCUGUGAGGUCCACAACAAAGUGGGGAGCACCAACGUCAGCACCUUAGUGAACGUCCACUUUGCCCCCCGGAUCGUAGUUGACCCCAAGCCCACGACCACAGACAUUGGCUCUGACGUGACCCUCACCUGCGUCUGGGUGGGGAAUCCCCCCCUCACCCUCACCUGGACCAAAAAGGACUCAAACAUGGGGCCCAGGCCUCCUGGCUCCCCACCCGAGGCUGCUCUCUCUGCCCAGGUCCUGAGUAACAGCAACCAGCUGCUGCUGAAGUCGGUGACCCAGGCCGACGCGGGCACGUACACCUGCCGGGCCAUCGUGCCUCGGAUCGGCGUGGCCGAGAGGGAGGUGCCCCUUUACGUGAACGGGCCCCCCAUUAUCUCCAGCGAAGCCGUGCAGUAUGCUGUCAGGGGCGACGGGGGCAAGGUGGAGUGUUUCAUCGGGAGCACACCACCCCCGGACCGCAUCGCCUGGGCCUGGAAGGAGAACUUCUUGGAGGCGGGCACCCUGGAGCGCUACACGGUGGAGAGGACCAACUCGGGCAGUGGCGUGCUGUCCACGCUCACCAUCAACAACGUCAUGGAAGCAGACUUUCAGACACACUACAACUGCACGGCCUGGAACAGCUUCGGGCCCGGCACGGCCAUCAUCCAGCUGGAGGAGCGAGAGGUGCUGCCCGUGGGCAUCAUCGCCGGGGCCACCAUCGGCGCGGGCGUUCUGCUCACCUUCUUCUUCAUCGCUUUGGUGUUCUUCCUCUAUCGACGCCGCAAAGGCAGUCGCAAGGACGUGACCCUUAGGAAGCUGGACAUCAAGGUGGAGACUGUGAACCGUGAGCCACUCACGAUGCAUUCAGACCGGGAGGAUGACACCGCCAGCGUGUCCACUGCAACUCGGGUCAUGAAGGCCAUCUACUCGUCCUUCAAGGACGACGUGGACCUGAAGCAGGACCUGCGCUGCGAGGCCAUGGACACGCGGGAGGAGUACGAGAUGAAGGACCCCACCAAUGGCUACUACAACGUGCGCGCCCACGAGGACCGCCCAGCGUCGCGGGCCGUGCUCUACGCCGACUACCGCGCCCCCGGGCCCGCGCGCUUCGACGGGCGCCCGGCCUCCCGCCUCUCGCACUCGAGCGGCUACGCGCAGCUCAGCUCCUACAGCCGCGCCCCCGCGUCCGACUUCGGCCCGGAUCCCGCCGCCCCCGGGCCCGCCGCCCCGGCCGGCGCCGACUCGGCCAGCACGCUGUCCUACGAGAACUACGACAAGUUCAACCCGCACCCCUUCCCCGCGGCGGCGGGCUACCCCACCUACCGGCUGGGCUACCCGCAGGCGCCGCCGUCGGGCCUGGAGCGGACCCCGUUCGAGGCGUACGACCCGAUCGGCAAGUACGCCACGGCCACCCGCUUCUCCUACACCUCGCAGCACUCGGACUACGGGCAGCGGUUCCAGCAGCGCAUGCAGACUCACGUGUAGGCCCGGGGCCGGCUGGGCGCCUCUGCGGGGCAGAGGACGAGGCUGUCACAGCCGUUCCCUGAUAUUCAGGGGCGUUGCGCGUCGCUCCCGGCCCGGCCCAGCCUUCGUCCUCCGCCGCCGGCGCGGCAGGUGGGGAGCAGGUCUCCCGGAAACACCCCGUCCCGAGGAUGGUGCUCUGUGCAUGCCCCAGCCUCCUGGGCCUGCCCUUCCCUCUUCUUCGGGAGGACGUGUCUCUUCCGACCUGGGCUCUCUCCUGGCCCCAGCACGCGGACAAGGAAGCGAAGGUUGUGGAGAGCGGAGGGGACACUUUUUAGCAUUCCCAUUCUGCCCCACCCCUCUGGUCUCCCCUAAGUGGACAGGGGUGUGUGACAAUGAGCAGGCGUUGGCCUAGGGGGACACGCAGUGCGGGCGAUGGGAGGGGGGCUCAGGCGCAGAUAUGCGGAGACGCCUUUCCCCGGGGCCCCUCUCCAUCCUUUGCAUUCCUACCCCGGCAGCAUCUCUCCUGCCGGGACUGCGGAAGGGACCUCGGAUUGAUUUUAGCGGUCCACCGAACAGCCCUGGCACUGAGUUCAGAUCCAGCCCUCAUUCAGCUGGGAUCAGAGGGCCAGCUGUCCUGGCUGCUCAUUGUGGACACCUGUGGGCAGAGGACCCAGAUUCUCUGUCCUCUGUGCAGAGCCCGCAGGUUAGAUCAGGGUCCCCAUGGAAAAAAGAAGGUGGGGGAACCCUGCCCUGGCACACCAGCAGGAAGGCUGUGCGCUACAGAGCAGUUUCCAGAACCCCGUCUAGAGGAGCCCCUUCCUUCCCCAGCCUGUCCCGCAUCCUGGUUUUAACUCUUGAGCCUGUCUGGGGAGUGGUGGUGAGAGGGUGGGAUGCCUCAGGCUAUUUUUCAAAGACAACAAAAAACAAUGAAAACCUCACUUGGGGAGGGCAAAAAAAGCUGUAGGGAACCCCCCACCCAAAGUCCCAAUGGGAAGGGAAGGGGACACCUGUUCACCAGAUUCGUAGCACCGUCCAUUACUCUGAAUUUCCAAGCACUUUGAAUCCAUUUUUAAACAUUCAGGUGGUAAGACCUGUCCCCCACGGGCUCUGACAGGCUUAGGGAGGGUGCCUCGCUCUCAGACUGCUUGUCCUGCCCCCCAGCUGGUCGGGGGGGCCCCCUUCCGGGGGCAUGGGAGAUAGUCUCUGCAGACAGGUUUUGGUUUGUUAAGUGUCUUUUUUUUUCUUGGACCAAUCAGAUUCCUUCCACUUUCAGUGCCUUGAGUGUCCAGCUUUGGUUGACCGGCUCUGUGUGGGGGCCCCGGGGGACUGGUAUCGUGAGCCCCAGACACGCCGCUAGGUGUUGCAGAGUUUUGGGGACGGCGGGUGAGGGGCCUGGAGAGGAAGGAAGGUGGCACGGGAGGACACUGCAGGCACUCAUGCCCAUGCUGUCCCCACACACACAUUCCACAUGGCCAUUCUCAGCCGCCACCUCUGACCAAAGAGAACUGUGCCCCCGCCCCGGCCCCCCUUCUCCUGGCAGGCAGGGUCUCUGGGGUGAUCCCCGGAACGCGCUUUGCCCUCUCUCCUGGUCACCACUCAUUAGUCGUGUUUGCUUUAAUGAGUUACAUGCUCGUCAGCCACGGGCCAUCACCACCCCUGCGGAUGGCUCUGUGGGGUGACACUCCUCCCCAUCCUCGCUGGUAAGGUCCAGCUAGUGCCCAGGAAGCAGGCAGCUCCGUUGCAGCGAGGCAGGCUGCCUCUGCAUCCCCUUCUGCGGCAUCAGGGGCAAAGCCUGGGUGUCUCUUGGGGGUGGGGGGACAUCAUCCAGGUUCCAGCUGCAUUCUACCCUACCCCUGGGAGCUGACCCCUCUGUACCGAGUCCUUUAUGUGAGCCCCGGGAGAAGGUCUGAUAAGGAUGCAGGUUCCCAUGCAGAUGAAUUCAUGCAUAUUUUGAUUCUCUUCGCAGAAACAGAAGCCAUGGGUAAUCGAACAGUUAAAGUCUAAAGAUGGCGAUGGCUUUGUAAACAAGAGUAUUCCAAAAAUUAUUCAUUUGUAUUUGGGGUUUGGCCACAUUCUGUUUCCUUUUGUUUUGUUUUGUUUUAGUGCGGGGCCCAUUCUGUUGAGAUGAUGAAGAGGAGGGCCCGAGGUCACUAGCCAGCUCAGCUGACACUACGGGGACCGUUAGUUUUCAGAAGCCUGUGAACAGAGCUACUUUUCUGCUCUCGGACUCUGUAACCGGCCGCUCCUGGGUACGGAGCAUGCACAGGGCAAGGCACAGAGAGACACCAGCGCCCCAGGCCCUCUCUGCGCUCUGCAGUUUGCACAAUGCUCAUCUGAUCACACCCAGAACUGGGGCCUGCCUGUUGGGCCAAUGGAAUUGCUUUUCCGGGGAGGGGAAGGCGCCGUUGAACGUAGGAGAGCUUUGCUGUUGGAGGCUGGGCCCCUCCAGCAUGGUGCCCGAGUGCGUGGUGUGGUCGUCUUGGUGACCCCGAGCACCUUUGAUACACUCAUCUUAGUGGGAAGAGUGAGGCAUGAGGGGGUCAGGAGAUCAGGGGCCCCAUCCCGAAGCUGCCAUUGGCUGAGUGACCUUGGCCUAACCUCUUCAUGUUUGCCACCCCCGAUUUUCUGGCCUUAAAACAGGGGGAGGGUUGCACAGCCCUAGAAUUAUUCUGCUCUUGCUGUAUUCAUUCGGUGAGGCGGGGGCCCAGCCACCCCUGGGGAGGAGCUGGGAGUGGAUCGUGAGCAGGGAAGGGGUGGAGUGGUAGAAGGUUCUCCUCUCUUGAGAAAAGCUUUCGCUGUGGGCCUCUUGUCACAAGUGUUGCAAGUGGGUUUCCUGUAGGGUCUGCUGCAUGCGGAACGGCGACAGAGCACAUCCUCGGCCUCCGUGAGAUUGGUGUGGGCUUGUCCUCUGACCAUUGGGAGUAGUCGCUCUCGAUUGGAGCCCUCUCAGAAUUCUGCGGGUUUGGCAAAGGCAUCUGUGUCCCGGGAGGGGUGGGGGGAGUCCUCCAGGGUACCCUGGUUCCGGGCAGCUUCGAGCGGGGGUUGGGGGGGAGUCGCGGCAGCCACCUUCCGCCCUGUCCUCUCGUUGAGGAGGCAAACCUGCCGGCCAGGGUGUCUCGAGCCAGGUAGUGAGGCGUGAGCAAGGCUGACCCUUCUGUGAGGCAGCUGGUCGAGGGAAGAGGGGAGAGCAGUUUGACAUUGACUCUGGUGAUUGUGUGUGAGCUCAUGGGGGCUCAGACUGUGUCCUGAUUCCUGGAUCCCUCGAAGCCCAGCCCCAGAGUCCUUGUGGGGUCAGGAAGGGGGGCUACCAGGGACGGCGGUGCUGCCCAGAACGCCAUGCCCCGGGGUGGUCAGGGUCAGUGUGACCCCCCCACCUGCAAGUCCAUCGCUCUGAGGGAGGGCCCUGCCCUGGAGCCCCUUUUCCUCCCACGCUCUGUGGAGCACCACAGGCCCUGGGCUCCUUAGAAUGGAACCGAAUGGUCCCUCAGCGCACCUGACCCGUGCGGGCAGCGGUGAUGGGCCAUUCAGGUCGGAGGAAAAGCACAUCAAAGUCAAGACCCCACUUGGACUGAAACGGCUCAGUGGCGGCCUCACUUGGCUGUGUGGGCCCUUCCGUCCAUAUGGCUGCUCUCCUGGGCCGCCACGACCUCGGAAACCCAGGCUUCCCUACAACUCCAGUGCUGGGCGUCCCUGGCGGGUCACUGCCCUGUGCCUCGUGUUAGGGAGUCACCAGGAAGGCGUUCGUGAAGCCCCUGACUCUGGAGGGACCAGUGAAGAGGUGGUCGCCAGACCCUCCACAGACCGAGGGAUGUGAUUUGGAAAGGCAUCUGUUUUUGUGAAGAGGCUAUGAAACAAGCAUUUAAAUACUCCCCUCCUUUGUCCCUGCCUUCCCCGCCCCCCAGCAUCUGCCUCUCCUGGAGGCCAGCCUCCAUCCGCUGGCCUCCUCCUGCCUCCGGGCGGCCGGGGAGAGUCCGGAACGGGGGCGCUGGGGGAGGUUCCCGUUUCCUUGCGUCACUGUGAAGGAGCUCCAGGCCCCGUCCCUGGAGAAGGCUGUGCAGAAGUCACAGGCCAUAUGGGCAGCUCUGGUACGAGCCUGCCCUUACAAAUAAUAACAGGAAUAAUAAUAAUAAUAAUAAUCGUAGAACCGUCCCGCUCCUGCCAGCCUCCUGUCCUGCCCCUGGCUGUUCUCGGGCCACAACCAUGGGCCUUUUCGAGGGUCGGCAGGCCGCGGGGCCUUCUACCUGUUUCUGGAGACCAGAUGCUGCCCCGGGAACACCCCCCAGCUCCCGGCCCGGUGGUCACGCUCUCCACCCUGACCACCCUUGGGGUCACAGCCUCCACUCUGGGCUGCAGUUGAGUUUUCUGCUCUCAAACCCCAAUAAUAAAUGGAUCCAUGAUGACAAUUAAGAGAAAAAAAUAUUAUUUUUGUUAGAACAGACCAUCGUAGGUUUUUAGCAAUGUGUGUCUGUGUGUCCUCACGCC
Molecule: messenger RNA, 6907 nt
Organism: Enhydra lutris kenyoni (northern sea otter)
Lineage: Eukaryota; Metazoa; Chordata; Mammalia; Carnivora; Mustelidae
Product: kirre like nephrin family adhesion molecule 1
Exons: 15
Coding region: 125-2446 (773 amino acids)
Biological process (GO): cell-cell adhesion
Cellular component (GO): cell-cell junction
Molecular function (GO): cell adhesion molecule binding
Source: RefSeq, a predicted model, not a curated record